Messenger RNA from Myiozetetes cayanensis, 2572 nucleotides. RefSeq names its product mucin 13, cell surface associated (gene MUC13). NCBI's taxonomy places the organism in Eukaryota, Metazoa, Chordata, Aves, Passeriformes, Tyrannidae. The coding region runs from base 137 to 1708 and encodes 523 amino acids. The record is from RefSeq and is a predicted model, not a curated record. The transcript is spliced from 18 exons.
UGCCACUUGCCACCAUGACGUCAGCUCAGGGCUGAACUUUCUACCUGUGGCUGGGACCUUAAAUGAGCUGACGCCAGAGGAGAAAAGCGCUUUCUCUAAGGUUUAGCAGCAAGUAGCAGCAGCAACAGAAGCGGCAAUGAGACACCGUCUAUUUCUUGCAGUGUUGCUCAGCCUGGCGUUGGGCCUUUUGAAAGAAACCACUGCUGCCACUGGAGGAGAAGAAUCAAAAGCUUCAACAACUGUGCCAACAACCUCAAAAAAUCCAGAAAGCAACGACCAAACUGUAGCAACGCCUGCCCCAUCAGUGAAUACCACCUCAGAACCUCCAGGAAGCAACAACCAAACUGUAGCAACAUCUACCCCAUCAGUGAAUACCACCUCAGCACCUCCAGAAAGCAACGACCAAACUGUAGCAACGCCUGCCCCAUCAGUGAAUACCACCUCAGAACCUCCAGGAAGCAACAACCAGACUGCAGCAACGCCUGCCCCAUCAGUGAAUACCACCUCAGAACCUCCAGGAAGCAACAACCAAACUGUAGCAACGUCUACCCCAUCAGUGAAUACCACCUCAGAACCUCCAGGAAGCAACAACCAAACUGUAGCAACAUCUACCCCAUCAGUGAAUACCACCUCAACACCUCCAGAGAACUUCUGCAGUACAGAACCUUGUGGAAGAAACUUUGCUAAAUGUGUUCCUUUAAAGAGCAGUUAUACCUGCCAGUGCGAAUUUGGAUUCUACUAUAGCAAGGAGGAUAAGAAUUGUUACAAAGGGGAUGUAUACCCAGGGCUCAUUAGUGUGAAUGAAUAUUACAAUGAGAGUGUUCAGAUUGUAAAUUCCACAGAGUACGAAGAGGUGUUCAACCAUGUAUCAGAAUUUUUUCAAAAGGCCUUAGCAAGUUUACCAGGCUAUGUAGAGACUGUCAUUGUGGAAAUUAAACCUCAAAAAGAAAUCAGAGCUGAUUCUCAAACAGACAUAACUGUGAUAAACCUGUUUAAGGAGAACUCAGAUGUGACCAAUCAAUCAGUUUCUGAUGCAGUAAUGAAAGCAAUAACUGAAAGUCCGUCCUAUGUCUCUUCUUACAAAGUGGUGAAGAAAUGUGAUGUGUUUCAAUGUGAUACUCGAACCACAGAGUGUGUAGAAGAGCCGGUUCUAGAAUGCAAAUGCAAAAAUGGUUUAGGAAAGAUAAAUCAGGAUGAUCGUUUUUGUUUAGUUUGCAGUGAAAGCUGUUUUGCAGAAGUAAACAAGUACUGCAAAAUACAAAAUGGGAUUCCAGCAUGCACAUGUAUGACUAACUUUGAAUACAGGAAUGGAAAAUGCGCAGCUUGUCGAGUGGGCUAUUCUGGGGAGAAUUGCACUGACAACACCGAACUCAUCCUUAUAAUAGUGGGUACAGUUUUAGGAGCCGUUAUCCUGACUUUAGUGAUAGCAGUCACUAUAAUUUCAGCAAGAACCAAGGACAAACAAAAUUCAGAGAAGAAGAGGCUGAUAAAGUCAGGAUAUUCCAACACAGAUAUCUCUGAUGAUAGACCGACCUUGAUGUUCCCCAGAGUCCAGACCACUUCUGGUCAUGCAAACCCAGGAUAUCAGUCAAACAACCCAUAUGAGAUGCCUUCCACAGAUAGAGGUCAUUUUUCGGAGACGGGUUUUGAUGAUUUGUACGAACCAUCACAGGAGCGUGGGGGCUUUAGGACGCAGAGCAGAUACUAAAUGACAAGAGCCGUAGAAGGACGGAUGACCACCACAACACUGGAUCAGACCAAAGAGUUUUGCAGCCUCUUACCAAUGCAGUUGCUUCAGCAGAGGAGACAACAAAGUCCUUGAUCCCAGAUUCUCUCAAGAUUUUCUAAAAGAAGACCCCCGCUUGAAAGAGAUCAUGGACAACUCUGAAAUAAGGCGAAAAUGUAGUAGGGGAUAGGGAGAAGAAGAAGAUCUCUUAAAAGAACUAAUGAGCUUCAAUAAACAUUAGACUUCUUUGAGAAGACCAGUACAUUGGCAAGAGAGUGAGUGUAUACAAGAUAUCAGGAUUUUAAUCCUGCUGUUUUUCAGUUCUUCUGGAAGAUGGUCCAGGCUGAAAAAUGUCAGCACCCAGAGCUUUGCCUUUAUUUGUGCUCAUUCAGUUUCAGCUAAGGCUUUGGGCAGGUCAAAACUGUUUUUUCACGAGAAUCCACUGUGUUUCACUUUACUAUAUCAGAUACAGCCUUUUUUAUCCUCCUCAACUCCCCAGUAUUUCCUACCUGAAAGCAUUCUCUUCAGAUCUCUGCUGACAUGUGUUGCAUAAGACAAUGGCACUUGUCUGACCUUUUCCACAGCCUUCCUUUCCAAUAAAAUGGCAAGAAACAAUAUCUUCAAACAAACAACUUUGUUCUCCUUGUUGCCCAACUGCAUUGAUUUUACAUUCUCAGUUCCUGUGGAAAGUGUUAGUGUUUUUUUCUCUUACUCUCUUUAUAUUUGAAUGAUCUUACGGUUGGUGUUGGGGUUUUUUCCCGCCUGAUUUCUUACAUAUGGUCAGUAAAUCUACCUGUAAAAGAAUCCACAUUUUACCAUAUUUUACCGAGUGUGCAUUAUCUAUUG